Molecule: messenger RNA, 1664 nt
Organism: Capsaspora owczarzaki ATCC 30864
Lineage: Eukaryota; Filasterea; Ministeriida; Capsasporidae
Exons: 5
Coding region: 25-1527 (500 amino acids)
Molecular function (GO): inositol phosphate phosphatase activity; acid phosphatase activity
Source: RefSeq, a predicted model, not a curated record
AUUUCCUCCCAAUCCCUCACGUAGAUGUCGCUGUCUGUGACCACUGCCGUUUCCGCCCUCCUCCUCCUCCUCGUGGUGGUGAUGAUGGCCACCGCGGGGGCUCGAGCGGACGAUGUGCUGCCAUUCCCAUACAACCUGGGCACCACGUCCAUCUACCACCCGUUCCAGGACUCGAGCAGCUACACUCUGCCGCCCGCGGGCAGCGUCCUCGUGCACUCUGCGCUGCUCGCCCGCCACGGAUCCCGCUACCCGACCAACAUUGCUGACUUUACAGACCUCGACAACGUGCUCUACCCGAUCGAGGGCCAGAUCACCAACCCCGCACUCCAGUGGCUCAAAUCCUGGGAGCCGCCGUUCACGCUCACCGACGAGGGAUUGCUCGUCCAGCGUGGCAUGCAGGAGCACUAUGACCUCGCCCAGCGCCUCUCGUUCGCAUUCCCAGACACAUUCCGUGCUCCUUACUCGCCAAUCACCUACACGGUCCAAGCCACCCAGGUUUCGCGUGCCGCCCAAAGCGCUGCCAGCUUUACCUACGGUUUGUUUGAGGGAAACGGCCAGCUGGAACAAAAGUACUCUCCCGUCGCGAUCUGGUCCAACUCGAUGAAUGCCGACUUUACGCUGCGCUUCUUUGACGCUUGCCCCGCCUACAAUACCUACCUCGACAGCGACGCUUCGUCAGCCGAGAGCAACAAGUACAUUUCUUCGGCAGCCAUGAAGGCGGUUGCUGCACGCAUUUCCGCGACACUGAACGUUACUUCCUUCAGUCUUACUCCAGUCCAGGCACUGGAAAUUUACAGCAUGUGCCAGUACGAGGUCGCUGUUCUGAACAUUACCAACCAGUUCUGCGCUCUGAUCGACCCUUCGGACGUUGACACACUCAACUAUGUCGACGAUCUUCUCACCUACUGGCAAAUUGGCUACGGCAACACAAUCAACUACAACAUUGCCUCCCCGUUGCUGCAAGACAUUAUCUCGACGCUGGUGUCCACCUCCCGCUCCCCCGGCCUUGCCGCGUCCCUUCGCUUUGCCCAUGCUGAGACGGUGGCCCCGCUGAUUGCGCUCUUGGGCCUGUACAAGGACGGCACGCCGCUUCGUGCGUCGGCUUCGCCUGCUGCAAUUGCCAACCGCCUGUGGCGUGGUAGCUCCAUCAUUCCGUUCGCCGCCAACCUCCACUUUGCCAUGUACUUUACUCCUGGCGAGCGCGCGACCAGCAACUACGUCGUCGGCCUCUUCCACAAUGAAAUGCAAGUCGCUUGGCCCGGCUGCGAGGCGGAUGCACUCAACACCUUCUACUGCCCGCUCGACGUGAUUCAGCGCAUCUACGCCGACCAGCUCAGUGUCUCUUUUGAUUCCACCUGCGGCAUUGGUGGCUCCUCCCCUUCGAGCUCGACCAACAAGUGGGCCGUCGACCAACCCUACGGUGCAGUUAUCGUGACACUUUUGUUCUUUGCGGGCGUUGUUGUUGCCCUCGUUGCUGUGCGAAUCCGCGCAAACCGUCGCCGCUCGCAUUAUCAAUCUCUGAACUAGAGCCAGCAAUAGAAGUGCGAGCAUUGCUUUUCUUUGUUAGACUGUCGGUGAACCUUAUUAAAUCCAACAACAGCACUUGUCAUCGGCUUGCGCUCGAAUACACAAAAACAUAACAAAAAAAUACAUUCGCUUCCGAC